AUGGAUAUUUCAUCUAUAAUGGACAAGAGUAAACCAAUGGCACCCGAUGUAGCUGUGAGCGCCGUAUUAGCUCCGAGCCAAGAAUUGCCAGCUGAGACACCAAUAGUUUCUGGUUACGAUUGGGAAAAUGGCACGGAUUAUAAUAAAAUACUUGAAAGUUACGCGCGAUCCGGUUUUCAAGCCACUAACUUCGGGAAAGCGGUGGCGGAGAUCAACAAGAUGCUCAAAUGUCGAUCGGUUCCAUUGACUGAAGAAACCAGUGAUCCAUAUGAGGAAGACGUCUUUAUUAAGAAGAAAACUAAUUGUACUAUCUUUUUAGGGUAUACAUCGAACAUGAUAUCAUCCGGACUAAGAGACACAAUCCGCUUCCUAGUAAAAAACCGACUAGUCGACUGCAUCGUGACAACUGCUGGCGGUGUUGAAGAAGAUUUCAUAAAAUGUCUUGCUCCUACUUACAUUGGAGAUUUUAACCUUAGUGGCAAAGUGCUACGCACUAGGGGAAUCAACAGAAUUGGCAAUUUACUUGUACCAAAUGACAAUUACUGUCGUUUCGAAGAAUGGGUCACGCCAUUAUUAAAUGAAAUGUUAGACGAACAGAUUAAAGAUGGUACAGUUUGGACUCCAUCUCGGAUCAUAGCUAGGCUAGGUGAACGAAUCAAUGAUGAAAACUCAGUGUGCUAUUGGGCGUGGAAGAAUAACAUUCCUAUUUUCAGUCCAGCAUUAACUGAUGGUUCUUUAGGAGACAUGAUGUAUUUUCACUCAUAUAAACAUCCAGGAUUGGUUAUUGAUAUUUUAGGAGAUUUACGGAGGUUGAAUACAAUGGCUGUUAAGGCUAAUAAUACGGGUAUGAUCAUUUUGGGAGGUGGUGUCAUUAAACACCAUAUUUGUAAUGCAAAUUUAAUGCGUAAUGGAGCAGAUUUCGCUGUGUAUGUGAAUACUUCAAAUGAAUUUGAUGGUUCUGAUUCUGGAGCUAGGCCUGAUGAAGCAGUGUCAUGGGGCAAAAUACGCACAAAUGCGACACCAGUAAAAUUAUACGCGGAUGCUACAUUGGUGUUUCCACUGCUGGUGGCACAAACAUUCGCCAAAUAUCAUUAUAGCAAUAAAAAGAAUGUGUAA
Hyposmocoma kahamanoa is the source of this 1116-nucleotide messenger RNA. It is a transcript of the gene Dhs, whose product is annotated as probable deoxyhypusine synthase. Gene Ontology annotation, molecular function: deoxyhypusine synthase activity. The coding region runs from base 1 to 1116 and encodes 371 amino acids. Gene Ontology annotation, biological process: peptidyl-hypusine biosynthetic process. The record is from RefSeq and is a predicted model, not a curated record. Lineage: Eukaryota; Metazoa; Arthropoda; Insecta; Lepidoptera; Cosmopterigidae. The transcript is spliced from 2 exons. Gene Ontology annotation, cellular component: cytoplasm.